Molecule: messenger RNA, 3242 nt
Organism: Aegilops tauschii subsp. strangulata
Lineage: Eukaryota; Viridiplantae; Streptophyta; Magnoliopsida; Poales; Poaceae
Source: RefSeq, a predicted model, not a curated record
CUCUCGUUCAGAUUCUUGUUUAUCUAUUUUGCGAGUUGUCCUCUCGUCUUGACAUACUAGUAGUUGUAUCGAGUAACUAUCUUUUCUUGGCAUGUAAUCCUCGAUAAAAGGAAGCACCUUCCUAGCUGCCAGGUUUCUAUGGAUGAUCAGUGCAUUUUAACAGCCUAGUAAUUCCUCCGUUCCUAAAUAUAAGUCUUUUUGAGAUCCCAAUAAGAGACUACAUAGGGAGCAAAAUGAUUGAAUCUACACUCUAAAAUAUGUUUAUAUACAUCCGUAUGCGGUUUGUAUUGAAAUCUCUAAAUAGAUAUAUAUUUAGAAACGGAGGGAGUACUAUUCAUCUUCUCCCCCUCCUAGUCGGCCCACUCUCUAGCCCCUGCUGCCUACCGGCUACCGCUGAUGUGCCGACCACCCCUCUAAGCUCCGCCCUUCUCAUGCGCAUGCAAGCACCUGUCAACCCUCUUCCUAUGCUCAGCAUGGUGCCGGCAACGAUGCGCCUAAGCAACCAAUGCUUAGCAAAUCCGCAAAAAAAUAUCUCUUUCGGUUUGUGCUUCUUGUUAGGCUUGUUACCAUAUGUAUUGUUUUGCAGUUUUUUCACAUAUUUUCAAAACUUAGAGCUAUAAUCUUUUUUUUCCGUGAACGUUCAUAUGUAGUUAUGUACCAUGCUCAGACUAGCACUUUGCAUCGAAGUACUACGAGUUAGGGGGUAUUUGGUUGGGCUUAACUUUGGCUUUGCAUUUUGGCUUAUAAGCCAAAAAAUCACCUAUUUUAUGGGUUUCCGGCUUAUACCAUCAUGUACAAAAGCCAAACAACACUGAUACGUACGCGCAGGACACUUCCCGUCCAAUAUUUGUACGGUAUCCCACAUCACACCGUUCAUGUGCAAGGCCGUUGGAUUAGCCAUCGUACCAUUAUCGUACCACAACACGUUGUAUGUGAAGUACUUCCGAUAGCCAAAAGCCUAAAAAUGGGUGUUUUGAGUUGGUCUUCCAUCCUUAUUUUACUAAUAGUUGUAUCGAGUAAUCCUCUGUUUUUGACUUGUUAUCGUCGAAAAGAGGGGGCACUCAUCCGUCAGUUGCCUGAAAAAGUUUUUAUGGAUAAGUCAUUUUCUUCCUUCACGUGCGACUACUGUUCAUGUUCUUCCCGUCCCAUUCGGCCCGCUCUCUAGCCCAUGCUUAACUGCCUACCACUGUUGUUCCGGCCAUCCCUCUAAGCCCCAUACUUCUACUGCGCCGGCAAGCACCCUUGUAGUUGUCUAUCCUCUUCCUAUCUUCUACCGGGGACGACGCGUCUAGACAACGUAUGCUUAGCAAAUCCGCAAAAAGUAAUCUCUUUUGGCUUGUGUCUUCUUGUUAGGCUUGUUACCAUAUGUACUGUCUUUAGUUUUUUCUUCACACAUUUUUAAAAAUAGAGCUACGAUUUUUUUUUCAUGAAGGUUCAGAUAUUAGGUUCAUAUGUAGUUAUGUACCCUGUUCAGACUUGCACUUUGCAACGAAAUACUACGAGGUAGGGGGUAUUUGGCUAGGUUUAACUUUGGCUUUUGCAUUUUGGCCUAUAAGCAAAAAAGACGCAUAUGAUGGUAUUAAGCAAACAAGACACGUAUGAUGGUACUAACUUUAGUACAAAGUUGUAUCAAGAUUGAGACACUUAUUUUGGAACGGAGGGAGUAUAAUCCAAAUGUCCAUAAGAGGUAUAUUUGGGGCUUAUAAGCCAAGUGCAAAAGCCAAAGUUAAGCCCAACCAAACACCCCUUGGUGUACUUAUCUUCUUCGGCGAGCAUAUAAUACAAACAUGUUUACAAAUAAAACACUAAUUUAUGACCACUUUCCAUUUUUAUCCUUGCAACCCCAUUGGUGAAAAAAUGGUCUAUCUGUAUCGGAACUUAUUGAGUAAAAGUGACGUAGUAUGCACUAAUGUAGGAAACAUAAACCUAAUGGGUCUCCGCAUGCUUGUUCUACCAGUGCUCUUAGGGUUGUUUUAUGGAGCAAGUGACAUUAAUUGCUCAGCAGUUCGUGGUAACACCACAGAUCACCGUUCACUGCUUGAUUUCAAAGGGGCCAUCAGAGCGGACCCAAGAGGAGCCUUAAGCUCUUGGAAUGAGAACAUCCACUACUGUAUGUGGUCGGGCAUCAAGUGCAGCACAUGGCACCCAGAACGUGUUACGGUGCUAAACCUUGCCAACCUGAGCUUGACAGGCCAAAUCACACCCUCUCUUGGAAAUCUAACCUUCCUUCGGGAACUAAAACUAUCCAAUAAUCUCCUAUCUGGCCAGUUGCCACCUUUCAAUCGUCUUAUACGAUUACGGGUCCUUUACCUACAUGAUAACUUAUUGCAAGGGAGCAUUCCGAAUGCUCUUACAAAUUGUUCCGAACUCGUUGGGCUAGAUCUCUCUUCUAACAUGCUAGUGGGUUCAAUUCCCCAAAAUAUAGGUUCGCUCUCCAAUCUUGUAGGAAUCGACCUUUCCAAUAAUAGCCUCACAGGAAACAUUCCGCCAACCUUCGGCAACAACACUUACUUAGAAGAGCUACGACUUACCCACAAUCAACUCAAAGGACGCAUUCCCGAAGAUCUUGGGAAAUUGCCGAAUAUGGGGAGGAACCGGGCGGUGUUUCUCGGUCAGAAUAGGCUAUCGGGUAGAGUUCCAACAACAUUGUUUAAUCUAUCCAAGCUUAUAAUACUGGACUUGAGUACAAAUAAGCUAAGGGGCACAUUGCCAUACGAUAUCGGUAAUCUAUCUGUUUCGGUUCAAUGGCUACUUUUGGGUGCAAACAACUUGUCUGGGACAGUGCCACCGAGCAUUGGGGCCCUAAAGAACCUAACAGUUUUAGAUCUUGGAGGAAACAACUUCGUUGGACCUAUACCGUACUCCAUCGGCAAUCUGGCAAAUUUACAGAGGCUCUACCUUUCCAAUAAUCAUUUUGACGGUUGGUAACACAGCGACGCUGCUUGACGGCCAACAACUUGAUUAGACUGGUUGGCCGAGCCAAGGGAUGUUGUUUGCUGUGCUAGUGCAAUGGCCCGACGAGGGCUCUGCGCGCGCCUCCCUGUCCUUGCAUGGCUGCGCGAUAAUUUCUAUUAGCAGGUCUGGUUACUCUGUUCCGCGCUGCAGUUUUCUUUUUCUUGUUCUCCUUAGCGAGUUCCUAUGUAUUUCAGCUGGUCUGUCCCAGUGUAUGCGUUUGAUAUGUACGUACGGUUUGUGUACGUGUGCACCUCAUUUGUAUAUGUAUACCACCUGCGCUUUCUCUA